GAGAAACGGCGUGCUGCUUCACUGUGCUAUGAAGUGUCAGUGAACACCGCAAUACAGGAAAAACCGAAUACAGCUCAUUCCUUACCAUACGUGGGAAAAACGAGUGAAGAACCGAAGCGGUUUCAUUCAGAUGCUGCAGUUUGUUUUGUCGUGUAGCCCAGCAGCAGCAGCAGAUCUGUGGAGAGCCGGACUGAAACUGCGCAGCGCUGCCCGUGCGAGGCGGAGAGGAGACGCAUCUGAAACAUUCACAUCAAACUUCUCAACCCACCGACACCUUUACUAAAUAAAACAUGGAAUAGACGGACGCCGAGAGAACCCCAAUAACACAAAUUGAUGUUUUCUGCUGAAAAACCGACAGAGAGGAAGAAACUGAAGCGUUAAAUCAGCAUCAAGCUCUGUGGUGGAUUGAAAGAAGGAGCCCAAGAUGUCUGUACCGGUGUUCUGUAAAAUGUUUGACUGUCUUCAGGGGGCUUCAGCUGAGAUAGGAUCUAGACCUCUGAUUCCCUCGUCUGCAGGAUCUGCAGCUCUUCUAGAUCAUCACCUCCUUCAUCCAGACCCGCUGAAUGUGUUGGCAAAAGCCCUUUAUGACAAUGUGGCGGAGUCUCCGGACGAGUUGUCCUUUCGGAAAGGCGACAUCAUGACCGUGCUGGAGCGGGACACGCAGGGCUUGGAAGGCUGGUGGCUCUGUUCGCUGCAUGGCCGGCAAGGAAUUGUUCCUGGCAACAGGCUGAAAAUACUUGUUGGCAUGUAUGAUAAGCAGCAGCAGCAGCAGCUGCAGCAGUUAGCGAACCAACCCAGCCCAACCCAGAGCCUCAUCAACCUGCCUCAGAGUGCCUACAACAAGAUCCCCCCUGCAGCCCAGUACACGGCCAUGCACCCCGCCUUUACCCCCUCCGGCUCUGCCAACUCCACCAACCCAGACGGCGUUUACAUGCUGCCCCCCAGCCAUGGCUCCAGCCUCUACCAGGUGCCCUCCGGCCCCCCGACUCCACAGCCCCAACCUAAAGCCCCUGCUUUGACACAAAAGCAAAGUCAUGUGCAGUACCCUCCCACUUCACAGGAUGUCUACCAGGUGCCCCCCUCCAUUAAUGCACCAGGCCAGGACAUCUACCAGGUGCCACCCGCCGCAGGAGGGCAGUGUCCUGGGCAGGAUGUGUACCAGGUGCCACCCUCUGUGAACCAGACACAGGAUGUUUACCAGAUUCCCCCGUCUAUAGACAGGAGCUGGGACUCUCCCAAACCCAUGGGGAAGGUGGUUGUUCCCACACGGGUUGGUCAAGUGUAUGUGUAUGACACGGGGAAGAAUGAACAGGACGAAUAUGAUGUCCCAAGGCACCUUCCACCCAGCCAGGACAUCUAUGAUGUGCCACCCACCCGUACCCAGUACAGUCAACAGGUUUAUGAUACUCCUCCCAUGGCAAUGAAAGGCCCACCCAGUAGAGAUGGUCAGGAGAUCUACGACACUCCACCUAGCGUGGACAAGAGCCAGCUACACUACCAACAAACGGUAUAUGACAUUCCUCCAUCUGUCAGCAAAGAUGUUCCAGAUGGUCCAAUCAGGGAGGAAACGUAUGACGUUCCUCCUCAUUUUGCCAAGAUGAAGAGCCUGGAGAAUCAGAACCAAGCCUAUCUGUCUCAGAUCCCUGGCGGUCCUGAGCCUCCCAUACCAGAGGAUGUCUAUGAUGUUCCUCCUCCUCAGCUAAUAGGAAAACGACAGCCUGAGGGCCAGGAGAUCUACGACAUCCCUGCCAGCCUGCGAAAAGGUGGCCCACAGGACCACCACCCCACAGAUGUGUACGACUUCCCUCGCGAGCGCCCGGCAGGCGAAGAUUCAGGCGAUUACGUGUAUGAUGUGCCUCCACAGGUGGUCCGUGAUGCAGCGGCCACCGAGGAGCUCACAGUCAGCUUCAAACGGCUGUCAGCGUCCAGCACCGGAAGCACUCGCAGUAAUCUCUCCACAUCCUCUUUGGACAUGGUGCCAGUGCGGGAAUCUUCCGGGGCAGGUCGCCUGCUGCUCCUGGAUCUGGACCAGGCUAUGGAGCGGCUGUCCCGUCAUCAACAGGCUGUGGAGAGCUCCGUUUCCCUCCUCAUGUCGUUCAUCAGUGGAAACUGGCGCAGCUCCACUCAGAUGGAGUCCAACCUCCCUGCCAUCCGACAGGCCGUGGACCGCAUCCGUGUGGCAGUCAGGGACCUGCUGGAAUUCGCUAGAGGUGCUGUAGCCAAUGCCACCCAGGCCACCGACCGCACACUACAGACCAAGCUUGGCAAGCAGGUGCAGAAGAUGGAGGAGGCCUUCCAAGGUCUGGUGAGGUACAGUCAGGCACUGGACACUUUGGGCUGGUCCCCUGCAGCCCUGAUGACAUCUCAGCCAGGCACAGGUGGGGAUGACCUGGACCGGCUGGUCAUGUGUGCACGUGGUGUACCUGAUGACACCAAGCAGUUAGCAUCGUUUCUCCAUGGCAAUGCCUCUUUGCUCUUCAAACGGACAAACAAACAGCAGCAGCUUCCUUUGCCACCCGUUCCUCAUACCGGUGACUCGCUGACCAAUAAUAACAACAUCUCAGCCUAUCAGUCAGGGACACCAGAAAGGGCCAACAUUCAGUCCCGCCCGUUACCCUCCCCUCCCAAAUUCUCAGCCGAGGAGGAGGCUCCAGAUAGGCCGUAUGAAACGACAGAGGAGGGUUGGAUGGAGGACUAUGACUAUGUCCAUUUACAGGGUAAAGAAGAGUUUGAGAAGAACCAAAAACAGCUGUUGGAAAAAGGGAGCAUCAAACAAAACAAGACUCAGCUUGAACAGCAGCAGCUAAAGCAGUUUGAACGACUAGAGCAGGAGGUGUCUCGACCAAUCAACAAUGACAUUUCGGGUUGGACCCCGCCCUCUCACUACCCCCAGACGCAGCGCAGUAAACUGUGCAUGGGCGACCGGCAGCUACUGCUCUUUUACAUGGAGCAAUGUGAAGCCAACAUCACCACGCUCACCAACGCCAUCGACGCAUUCUACUCGUCCAUCAACAACAACCAGCCGCCCAAAAUCUUCGUCGCCCACAGCAAGUUCGUCAUCCUCAGUGCCCACAAGCUGGUCUUCAUCGGAGACACGCUCUCCAGGCAAGCCAAGUCUCCCGAGGUUCGCACCAGAGUGGCACAGCACAGCAACACACUCUGUGACAAACUCAAAGACAUUGUGGUCAGCACCAAAACAGCAGCCCUGCAGUACCCGUCGCCAGGGUCCACCAGAGACAUGACAGAGAGGGUGCGGGAGCUGGCGGGGUGCACCCAACAGUUUCGCAUGGCACUCAAUCAGCUACUGGCCAUGUGAGAGCCUCGGAACAGGGCCUCUUUUAAACUCACUGGACAAAUGUAUCCUGUGCCACAAGCUUUUUAUCUCCAGGACUAAAUGAUUAAUGGGCAGAACCAUUGGUUGUAAAUGAAUCAUUGUAAAUAUUUAAGUUGCUGUAUGUUGGGGUGAACAAAGACGGUUGAGGAACUUUUGGAACAAGGGAGGAGAGAGAGAUGGAGAUUAUCUAGGGUAGAUUUAAGACGUUAUGCAUUAUUAUAGCCAAACUGUAAUUAUUGCUCUGAUUAUUAUAAUUGUCAUCAUUAUUAUUAUUAUUAUUAUGAGAUGCUGACUAAAGGUGUUUAAAAUUUUAAACGUGUAUGUAGAAGUACAACCAUUUCCAUCACAGAUCAACAACCAAGGCUUUUUAUAAAUGAAUUGUGCCUGUUGGAAGUGUUAAGGGCAUUUAACGUCAAUGCUCUUUUAUCUGCUGUUCAUAGAGGGUGUGUCAGUGUGAACGUAAAGCAUGCCUGGAGUGAGCCGAUUAACAGGUUUCAGCUGCAUACAAAAUCGCAUACUUUCAAAGUAUAUAGUAGGCUAAAAAAUAGUACAUCAGAAUUCAUUAAAGAACUGAUAGAGUCUAUCUGGAUCUUGAAGUGGGCAUAUGAUUCCAUUAGGCCACAGGAGAGGAUUAUGGUAGUGAAAUGAUGCAAUUGAUGCCAGUUGGUCACAUGAUCAGGACAAUAUGGCGAAUGUAGUACAUUCAUUCUGAUUAGAAAAUUCAUUCAUUUUCUUUUCGGCUUAGUCCCUUUAUUAAUCGGUGGUUGAAACAGCUGAAUGAACCGCUAACUUAUCCAGCAUAUGUUUUACGCAGCGGAUGCCCUUCCAGCUGCAACCCAUCACUGGGAAACACCCAUACAAACUCAUUCAAACACACACACUAUGAACAAUUUAGCUUAACUAAUUCACCUGUACUGCAUGUCUUUGGACUGUGGGGGAAACCGGAGCACCAGGGGGAAACCCAUGUGAAGGAGAACAUGCAAACUCCACACAGAAAUGCCAACUGACCCAGCUAAGGCUUGAACCAGUGACCUUCUUGCUGUAAGGCAACAGUGCUACCCACUGUUCCACCCCUUUUACAUAUAUCAUAUAAGUACAAACUACUAAAAAGAGUAUGCGAUUUUGGAGCGCAGCUGCCUCCUUAUUUACUGUGAGAGUUUCAAUCACAUAUUUCCACACUUUCUCCAUAGCAAUGUGAUGGAGAACACAAAUUUUUCUAAAAAAAACAAUGUAAUGAUAUAUUUCCUGCCUGUAAGCUCCACGAAUGCCUGCUCACGGCUGUGCCCCUCUGGCAUGUUUUAGGCUAGUUUGAAAACGUAUCACACCACUGUUAUUCAGUCCUUUCGCAUCUUUUGACCUUUACUGUAGUGCCACAUCCUGCUGGACAGGUGCAUUGUGGCAACAAAAUUCAGUCCUUGAUUCUGAUCUUUGUCUUAAAUCACAUCUGUCAUAACCUGAGGCAUUCAGUGCACAAAUGUACUAGAUCCAAAACCAGCUUGUAUCAAAAAAAAAAACUCUUCCCCCAUUGCAUCUGAUUUCUGAAGCUCAACCUCCCUCGCAUUGUCUUUUAUCUCCCUGUUGGUUGUAUUCUCAAUUUAAGAAUAUGUCAGAAACAGUAGUUUAAUGAAACUUAUUAAACUUUUUUAGUACUGCAACAUGUUGUUGUGCAUAUAGUCGAAAUCCUUAUCCAUCUGAAAAAAAAGAAAGAAAAAAAAGCAUUUAAGCCAAACGCGGUGACCUGAUAUAUGUUGUAUUGUUAUUCUGUUCUCAAAUCUGUGUCCAAGGAUUUGAAUGAUAUUGAUAUAUGUUACUGUAAAUUGCAUAACUGGAAAUAUAUGUUUAAUAUAUUUUCAUUAAAAAAUACAUUUUCAGUCCAA
Molecule: messenger RNA, 5211 nt
Organism: Danio aesculapii
Lineage: Eukaryota; Metazoa; Chordata; Actinopteri; Cypriniformes; Danionidae
Gene: bcar1
Product: BCAR1 scaffold protein, Cas family member
Exons: 9
Coding region: 425-3316 (963 amino acids)
Biological process (GO): cell migration; cell surface receptor protein tyrosine kinase signaling pathway
Cellular component (GO): focal adhesion; cytoplasm; plasma membrane
Molecular function (GO): protein binding
Source: RefSeq, a predicted model, not a curated record